Molecule: messenger RNA, 1028 nt
Organism: Prunus mume (Japanese apricot)
Lineage: Eukaryota; Viridiplantae; Streptophyta; Magnoliopsida; Rosales; Rosaceae
Source: RefSeq, a predicted model, not a curated record
AAAUUUGGUAAUUAACAGGUGAAAAAUCAAUGGUAAAGAAGCGUUAUCUACACAUCACGAAAGAGAUCCUAAAGGCAAACCCAAACAUAUGUCGCUACAAGGCACCCUCACUGGAUUCACAUCAGGACAUGUUGAUUCCAGAGGUACCCAAGCUUGGCAAGGAAGCGGCACUGAAGGCCAUCGAAGAGUGGGGCCAGCCCAUUUCAAACAUUACCCAUCUCAUCUUCUGCACAUCUUCCUACGUCGACAUGCCUGGCGCCGACUUUCAACUGGUCAAGCUCCUCGGCCUUGACCCCUCUGUGAACAGAUUCAUGAUCUACGUACAAGGCUGCUUCGCUGGUGGGACUGCCCUACGUCUUGCCAAAGACAUCGCAGAAAACAACCCCAGCGCACGCGUUCUGGUGGUGUGCUGUGAGAUCACAAAUAUGUAUUUUCAAGCACCCACUGAGAGCCAUGUGGAUGUUUUGGUAGGACAGGCUUUGUUUGUAGAUGGUGUGUCGGCUUUAAUUGUUGGUGCUAAUCCUGACCCCAAAAUGAACGAACGGCAGGCGUAUGAGAUUAUGUCAACGAGAGAGACUAUUGUCCCAUACUCGGAGCAUGGCGUGGUGGUACACUUCUGUGAAAUGGGUUGCGAGUAUUAUCUUUCACCAGAUGUGCAAAAGUUCGUUGGUGCAAACAUUGAGGAGAUUUUCGUAAAAGGGUUUAGCGAAAUUGAUGGGAUAAAUAAUGAUUGGAACUCGUUGUUCUAUAGCAUCCACCCUGGUGGACCGGCCAUUUUAGACUAGGUUGAAGAAAAACUGGGUCUGAAUUAGGGGAAGCUGGGAGAAACCAGGCAUGUAUUGAGGGAGUAUGGGAACAUGGGAUCUCCAUCUGAUUUGUUUAUUCUCGAUGAGAUGAGGAAGAAGUCAAUGGAGGAAGGAAAAGCCACAACUGGUGAAGCGCUGGACUGGGGUGUUCUGAUUAGGAUCGGGCCAGGGCUAACCGUGGAGACUGUUGUACUGCGUAGUGCCCUCAUUGCUGCCUGCUAA